CCAGUUAAAUCAGAAUCAGAAUAUACGCUGAAUUCACACAACAUGCUCACACCAUCAUGGCACUGUGCACCUGUCCCUUAUUCAGAAGUGAGAAACUUGGCAAUCCUAAGUACGGCAGACAUCAAAAUUUUUCAUCUGAUUUCGCUUUUAGUUUGUAUGAAUUUAUCUUUGUAAAUACCUGUAUGCUCAUUGGAACAAGCUGCACCAUGUGAUCUGUGAGGAUGACACCUCACUCAUUCAUCUUGUCACCUGUUUAACUUGUUUAAGACUGAAACAAACGAUGUAUUAGAUACAGGUGCAGUCUGACAACAGUUCACAUGUAGACUGAGGAGAGUUGUCUCUUGUAGUGUUUAUUGAACAUGAUCUGGAUCUGAGUUUUUCAGUGUGUUUGUGUCCAGGUGUUCAGUUCAUUAUGAACGGGUCUGAGGAGACAGAGGAUAGGGUCUCCCCCCCUAACCUCAGCAAACCUAACAGCCCAACCAAAGCUCAUAGCUCAGUGUGGCAGAAGAGGCCAGAUUUACCUGGAUUCACCUGUGUGUCCAUGAAAAGUGACCAUUUCAAGGAUGGACAUUCUGACAAGCAAAUCCCUGGCACUCCGGAGGGCCUGGACUCACCUGGACCAACCUGUGUGUCCCUGAGGAGUGACUGGUCUAAGGAUGAGCCCAUUUUUUUCAAGGUUGGACAAAAAAACCAGGUGAUCCAGGAGAGAGCAGACCCACCUGGACUCAGCUGUGUGUCCAUGAGGAGUGAGUGGUCUAAAUCUGAAGGUGAAGCAGAAACUGUUCCACCAAGAGUCAGUUUGUCCGGACCCUUCAGGAAGAGGUCUGAGGUUACAAGAGUUCGUCCCGCCCUGAAUCAUCUGGACAACCUGGACUCCAUUUUCACACUUCUUGAAGAGAACAUGGUGGCCUUUUUGAGGACCGAGCUGAAAAAGUUCAGGAGAGUUCUGGAUCCAGAAAAUUUAGAGAAGCUGAGAGAAGAUGAUGACAUCAUUGCUGGUGAAGAAGAGGAGCAGGAAAGCAGCAACAGAGAAGCACUCAUGAAGAUCACUCUGAAUUUCAUGAGGAGGAUAAAGCAGGAGAAACUGGCUGACUCUCUAAAAAGCAAAACUCUCGCUAUGAUUUGCCAACGUAAUCUUAAGUCUAAACUGAAGAGGAACUUUAAGUAUUUGUUUGAGGGAAUUGCAAAAGCAGGAAAUCCAACAUUGCUGAACCACAUCUACACAGAGCUGUACAUCACAGAGGGAGAGAGCAGAGAGGUCAAUGAUCAACAUGAGGUCAGACAGAUAGAAGCAGUUUCACAAAGAGCAGCGAGUUCAGAAACAACAAUCAGAUGUGAGGACUUAUUUGGACCUUUACCUCACAGAGCUGAAUCAAUCAGAACUCUACUCACAAAGGGAAUGGCUGGCAUCGGGAAAACAGUCCUAACACAGAAGUACAUCCUGGACUGGGCUGAAGACAAAGCCAACAAAAACAUACAGUUCAUCUUUCCAUUUACCUUCAGAGAGCUCAAUUUGCUGCAAAAGAGGAAGUUCAGCUUGGUGGAACUUCUUCACCACGUCUUUGUUGAAACCAAAGAAGCGGGAAUCUGCAGACUAAAUGAGUUCAAUGUUGUGUUUGUCUUGGAUGGUCUAGAUGAGUGUCAACUGCCGUUGGACUUCCACAAAAAUGAGAUCCUGACUGAUGUUACAGAGCCAACCUCAGUUGAAGUGCUGCUGACAAAUCUCAUCAGAGGUAAACUGCUUCCCUCUGCCCACAUCUGGAUAACAACGCGACCUGCAGCAGCCAAUCAGAUCCCCCCUGAAUGCAUUGACAUGGUGACAGAGGUGAGAGGAUUCAGUGACCCUCAAAAGGAAGAGUACUUCAGGAAGAAAUUCAGAGACCCAGAUCAGGCCAGCAGAAUCAUCUCUCACAUCAAGACAUCAAGGAACCUCCACAUGAUGUGCUACAUCCCAGUCUUCUGCUGGAUCACUGCUGCAGUUCUUGAGGAUCUUUUAAAAAUCAGGGAGAGUGAACACUUGCCAAAUACCCUGACUGAGGUGUACAUCCACUACCUAGUGGUUCAGACCAAACAGGGAAGUGUCAAGUACUACAGCAAUGCAGCAGCAGAUUCAGUCUGGGACACGGACAUGAAGAAGACCAUCCUCUCUCUGGGGAAACUGGCUUUCGAGCAGCUGGAAAAAGGAAACCUGAUCUUCUAUGAAGCUGACCUACAAGAGUGUGGAAUAGAUAUCAAAGUUGCCUCGGUCUACUCGGGUCUGUUCAUGGAGAUCCUCAAAGAAGGCCAUGGGCUGAACCAGGCCAGGAUGUUUUGCUUUGUCCAUUUGAGCAUUCAAGAGUUUCUGGCAGCGCUCUUUGUCAUCCUGACAUUCACCAAUCAUGGUGUCGAUCCACUAAGAGCAAAACAGCUCCCAUCAGUACAUCCUGUGCCAUUGCUACACAAAUCUUACUUCCAACAUCUCAAGAGGGCAGUGGACAAGUCUGUAGAGAGUCCAAAUGGUCACCUGGACUUGUUUGUUCGCUUCCUCUUAGGACUCUCACUGGAGACAAAUCAGAUGCAGCUGAGAGGCCUGCUGAAAAAGACAAGAGGUUCACCACAGGCUAAAGACAUGGUUGCACUGCACAUCAAGAAGAAGAUUCAGGAAACUGCUUCUCCAGAGAGGAGCAUCAAUCUGCUCCACUGCCUGAAUGAGCUGAAUGAUCAUUCUCUAGUCGAGGAGAUGCAACAGUACCUGAGAUCAGGGAGUGUCGCUCGAAAAAACCUUUCUCCUUCUCAGUGCUCGGCACUCGGCUUCAUCAUCCUCACGUCACAAAAAGGUCUAGAUCAGUUUGAUCUGAGGAAAUUCUCUGCCUCAGAGGAGGGACUCCUGAGGCUGCUACCAGUGGUCAAAGCAUCCAAAACCUCUGUGCUGAGUGGCUGUAACCUCUCAAAUCAGAGCUGCGUAGCUUUGGGCUCAGUUUUCUCCAUCAACUCUUCUCUGAGACAGUUGGACCUGAGUAACAACGACCUGCGUGAUACAGGAGUAGAGUUACUCUCAAAUGGACUUAAGAGUCCUCACUGUCAACUGGAGAUUCUAGGGCUGUCCGGCUGUCUGGUCACAGAGACAGGCUGUGCUUCUCUGGCUGCAGCUCUGAACAUAAACCCCUCUCACCUUAAAGAGCUGGACCUGAGCUUCAACCAUCCAGGAGAUUUAGGAGUGAUGCUGAUCUCUGUUGGAAUGAACAACAAAAAGUGGAAAUUGGAAACUCUCAAGAUGGAUCAUUGUGGAAAGGGUCGACUGAAACCAUCACCACGAAGGUAUUUCUGUGAGCUCUCACUGGACCCAUUCACAGCAAAUAAAAACCUCUUGCUGUCCGAAGACCUCAAAGGAGCGAUGUUGGUGAAAGAGAAGCAGCUGUAUUUUGAUCAGCCAGAGAGAUUUGACACCUGGAAACAGCUACUGUGUGAUGAAGGUCUAACUGGACUUGGGUACUGGGAGGUUCAGUGGGAUGGAAGGGUAAAUAUCGGAGUAACUUACAGUGGAAUCAACAGAAGGGGAGAUGGUAAUGACUGCUGCAUUGGGUGGAACGAUAAGUCCUGGAGUCUGAUCUGCACCCCUCAAGGUUACACGGCCUGGCACAACAACACAUCAACAGACAUAGAUACACACCUGACCCCUCAGUCAAACAGAGUAGCAGUGUAUCUGGACUGGCCUGCUGGUGCUGUGUCCUUCUACUGUCUCCAACCAACAGUCUCAUCAGUCAAACCCAUCCACCUCCACACCUUCCACUCCACAUUCACAGAGCCCCUCUACCCUGCCUUUGGGUUUGGACAAAUACUUGACUCAAAAUUCAAACCAGCCUCAGCUUAUCUGAUACAGAUUGACGAAUGAAAUAUAACUUCAUGUUUAUUCAUGCAUCACCUCUAUUAACAGAUCUGCAUGGGACAGAUUUUAGUCAGUGCUCUGGUUUUCCUUCAAAGUCCAAUCAGUAUCGUCUGCUUUAGCGGACGUUGGCUUUCAUUUGUAGACUGAUAUUAGCAUGCAAGUGCAGAUAAUCUGGUUUUAGAAGUUGUUUCCCCUUACCAACUCUGUCCUUACUUCUGAAGCGGUAGGACUGUAAGCAAUGCCAACAUGUACGGUAUGUAGUCUCGCCUGGAAGUCCUGUAUUAGCAUCUUCUGGGAAGUCCCACACCCCAGCCGUAAUCAGCUGACAGUCUGCUGAUUGAAUCAUUCUUUUCCACCACUCAGUCAUCAAUCAAGGCCCGUUCACAAAACAAGGCUGUCCAUGUAAACGGAACAACUGAUUGCAACUACACUAAUGCUGCACACACACGCACACGCACACACACACACACACACACACACACACACACACACACACACACACACACACACACACACACACACACACACACACACUGCUGCUGCUCCAGCUGCUGGUAAAACUUUUCCUCUGCCACUCAAGCCUCUACCUUCCUUGCCUGGAGCAUUUGGCCGAUCUCUUUUAAACUCAGAAGAACUCAGAGGAUUGUACAAGCAUGCUGCUUGGCCAACUCAGGGUGCAUCAAAAGAGUGGAGCCAUCAUUGUUGGUGGAUGCCAGUGAAUAAGGAAUCUUCGCCGCUCUCCCCAGAAGGGCAAAGACUUAGGGGACAGCUGCAGCCAAACUGAUCCGUCCAAAUGAGACUAGAAUUGCUGCCAAUGGUUCAUCUUCUCAAUAAUGACAUGGUGGGAAUAAAAGCAAACAUGUAUUGGCAUUUCUGGAAAUAUUAUAACACCACAUCUUCAGCUGCAAUGGACAUUUGUAGAAGCUGUAUCUAAAACUUGUCAAACAUUCAAUUCUCCAAGCAUUACUGUCACUGAUUUUUGGUUACUAUCCAAAUCAAAGAGUUUGAUGAAUCCAUGCGGAGAAAUGUGAGGGGAGCUGUGAGCUCUCUUAGUAACAGGAUGGCCUGCAGUGUGAUGUUUUUAAUGUACUUGUGUUCAUUGUUCAGCAGCAAUUCUGCAGUUGUUGUCUCUCAAGGGCUGUAGGCUCUUCCCAAGGACUGUGCGUCCUCUAGAGAUGCAUUUGAGUAUUGCACUUACAAGGCAACACAAAGAGUGAAAUUUACAUUUGAUCAUUUUUAAGGUAUAUACAAAAAUCAAAGAAGAUGAUCCUUAAUGCAGUCACAGUGACUUUUAAUAUUUGUUCAUAUCAGUCAAAAAA
This is a messenger RNA of Notolabrus celidotus (New Zealand spotty), 5184 nucleotides long. RefSeq names its product NLR family CARD domain-containing protein 3-like. The record is from RefSeq and is a predicted model, not a curated record. Lineage: Eukaryota; Metazoa; Chordata; Actinopteri; Labriformes; Labridae. Bases 413 to 3871 code for a protein of 1152 amino acids. The transcript has 12 exons. Gene Ontology annotation, molecular function: protein binding.